UUUCACUAGCAAAGCUGAAUACAUAAAUACAGCAAAAGUCGUUGCGCAGCAGACAGCACAACUGUAGAGCACUGAAGUGAAGACAAUCGUGUUCAGCCAUGCCGAAUCAUUUCAACCUGGAGGAUUGUGAAAGAUUCCUCCACGACGAAAACCAGUUUAGUCCAGGAGCGUCGAAACGCAUCGAAAAAUACCUUCAAAUUUCUCGAGAAGGCCUGGACGAGUUUUUGAUUCGAUUCCCAGAGAUGAUUCGAAACGAAGAUCAAUUGUUCUAUAUCGUGCGAUUUAUUAGGGCCCAUCACAAGUUCGACACGCAAGAUCACGAAAGAAUUUUCAACAGUAACCUGUUUACAACUAUGGAGAGAAAAGUGACGGAGCUACUCGCUGUUGUGGAGCAAAAAGACCCCCACACGUAUUGGUAUUUGAUACAUGCCCUGCAGUCAAAACAUUCCCCUUUGUAUGAGCAUCUCCACGGAUCUAUAAAAUGUUGUGUGUGUAAAGAUAUAAAACAUAGAGAGAAAGAGGAGGAGUUACAUUUUUCAGAUUUGGAAAAUGAAGGGAAAGUAGUAGUCCCCUUACUUAAAGCUUUGUGUGAAGCAAUUGAGGACAAAGUCUCCACUGGAAGAUCGUUCAUCGAAAAGAUGAGAACUGCGAGGCAAAGAAAGAAAGGUAAAGCUUUAGUAACAAACCGACCUACCUAUCCUGUAGAUGAUGUUGUUGAGCCUGAGGAUGAGGACUACAUUGAUGCCGCGGAAGGUUAGUGGUUGUGUUAUAUUCAUGUUACAAAUGAAAAGCCUUGUUUUCCUCUAUUUUU
Pocillopora damicornis (cauliflower coral) is the source of this 811-nucleotide messenger RNA. RefSeq lists its product as uncharacterized. Lineage: Eukaryota; Metazoa; Cnidaria; Anthozoa; Scleractinia; Pocilloporidae. The record is from RefSeq and is a predicted model, not a curated record.